AUGGGUCGCGCGUGGAACUUCUUCCGCAUCGCCUACACAAUCGUCUACUUCCUCCUCUACAUUCUUCUCGCUGUUCUGCUCCUAAUCACGCCGGCCGACGCCGUCGAGCGCUCGCUCCGCAAUAAUCAAGUGUACAACAUAUGGCUUCUGGCCUUUGUCUAUAUCCUCACCAUCCUCGUCGUCAGCAUCAUCUACUUUAUCCGCCUAUACGUGAACAAGACGGUCCUCAACAACAUCCCCAAGGCGUGGGUCCCGAUCGACGUGGGCGAUGUUACCAAGGCGGUGCACCAGAUGAUCCAAGAUGGGCUCGAUAGGAGCGCAGCAAUUGCCUACGAGGCACGGCCGAGGACACAACCGGACGGCGUCAAGGUCACGAUUGCGGCAGCUGGAGGCCUGGACAUUUCAAAGGCAUUGCAGCACGAGCUGUGGGACGGCAUUGAACACAAGGGCUGGUCUUCGCCAAAGUCGCCCGAUCUACCAAACUUGCAUUAUGGGACCGUCCUUGCCGAGCUGCCCAACCUGAUCGAGGCCAAGGCCAUGACGCUGGCACAGAGAGAUCCCACCACGGAGAAUGAGGUUGCUGCACCGGACCCCGAAGCCGUGUCACUUCUGCAGCGGUCUGCCAACCUUGACCUGCGCGGUUAUGCGGAUCACUUGGCCAGCUUGGAUGUCCUCUCGCCAGACGAGACAGUAACUGAUUUCCUCGCGCUGUACGAAUUCGCGCGCUUCUCGACGCAGCCCAUUUCCAAUGCCCAGUUCCGCGAACUCAUGCAUCUCUUCGCCGAGGUCCUCCGCAGCAUGCAGCCUUUUGACCCGGCCAUCUUCCAUGACCACGAGACAGUGCUCUUGGAGAGUGCCUAUGGUGGUGUUGGCUCACGCAACGAAUAUCUCCACGCUUCCUCGAACCGGCCAGACAGCUCGGACACGUCCUCCAUCCGUCGCCCUGCACCUCGCUCGGCUUCCUGGGGUGGCACGUUCCGCACAGCGCCGACCACCCCGCGUAGCCGGCCGCAUCUGGUCUCGCAGCCCUCCAGUAGCAGCGGCAAUAGUUUUGCGCAGACCAGACACCCGUACGAUGCUUCUAGCUCUAGCAGCAUGCGGUCCGGUCGGUCGUGGUCGGUGAUUCGACUGGCGACACGGGAGGACGAUGAGGACCUGCCAUAUGUACUAAAUUUGAUGGGCACGGCAGAAAGCAUAUAG
Messenger RNA from Emericellopsis cladophorae, 1200 nucleotides. RefSeq lists its product as uncharacterized. The transcript has a single exon. The coding region runs from base 1 to 1200 and encodes 399 amino acids. Lineage: Eukaryota; Fungi; Ascomycota; Sordariomycetes; Hypocreales; Bionectriaceae. The record is from RefSeq and is a predicted model, not a curated record.